Molecule: messenger RNA, 1593 nt
Organism: Diaporthe citri
Lineage: Eukaryota; Fungi; Ascomycota; Sordariomycetes; Diaporthales; Diaporthaceae
Exons: 3
Coding region: 1-1593 (530 amino acids)
Biological process (GO): transmembrane transport
Cellular component (GO): membrane
Molecular function (GO): transmembrane transporter activity
Source: RefSeq, a predicted model, not a curated record
AUGGACACCAAGGACGUCGAGUCCUCCCCGACCAGGACAGUCAGUGCUGCCGGCUCCGUCUCGACGGCCAAUGUCGGCCGCGAUGCGCUCGCCGGCGUGACGCCUCCGCACGAGAGUUACGAGGGCAGGCACCGCUUCGACCCAACAGCAAAGUGGACCGACGACGAAGAGCGCCGGGUCGUGCGCAAGACAGACAUACGCCUGCUCUCGGCCCUCUGUGUCAUGUUCUUCGGCCUGCAGCUCGACCGUGGCAACCUGUCCAACGCUCUGGCCGACAACCUGCUGGAUGACCUCAACCUCUCGACCGACGACUACAACAACGGCACCACGAUCCAGCUCCUGUGCUUCCUGGCCGCCGAGUUCCCUGCCCAGGUCCUCAUCAAGCGCUACGGCUUCAAAUACAUCCUGCCCACCAUGAUGUUCCUCUGGGGGACAGUCUCAUGGGCUCAAGCGUGGAUGACUGGCCGCACCUCCUUCUACAUCACUCGCGCCUUCAUCGGAAUGUGCGAAGGUGGUUUCAUACCGGGCACAAUCCUCUUUGCCACGUACUUCUACAAAUCGAAAGAGUUGUCCCUGCGGCUGGCCGCCUUCUGGUCCACCCUCAAUAUUGCGCGGGUCAUCUCUGCCUUGCUAGCAGCAGGAAUCCUUGAGAUGCGAGGCAUCGGAGGCAAACCUGGGUGGUUCUGGCUCUUCUUGCUUGAGGGUCUGCUGACCUGCGUCAUUGCCGUCGUGGCGUUCCUAUACCUCCCAACCUCUCCUGUGUCAACCAAGGGACCCCUCUGGCGGAAGCCCUGGUACACGGAGCGCGAAGAGGUCAUCAUGGUCAACCGGAUCUUGCGUGACGACCCGGCAAAGGGCCUCACGGCGAUCAAGGAGCCUGUUGCCUGGAAAGAUGUGCGCGAGGCGUGGACAGACAAGUCCAUGUGGGGACUAUACUUUGUUGGCCUGGUCGCUUAUAUCCCCGCCACUCCCGUGCAGUCAUACCUGACCUUGACCCUCAAGAGGCUCGGGUUCUCCACUUUCAACUCCAACAUGUUGACCAUCCCUUCGGCGGUCCUCCAGAUCAUCACCAUGCUGUCGCUGGCAUUCAGCAGCGAUUACUUCAACGAGCGGGCGUUCCACGCCUUCUUCGGCGAGUUCUGGAUCAUGCCCUUGCUGAUUGCAAUGCUGACGAUUCCGGACGGGGGCCGGGACUGGGGCCGCUUCUCGCUCGUCACCUUGAUCUCGGGGUACCCGUAUUUCCACCCCAUCAUCUCAAGUUGGCUUUCCGAGAACACCUUCGACGUGAAGAAGCGCGCCAUCACCGCGGCGACUUACAACGUGAUCGUACAGAUUGGGAGCCUUGUCGGGUCGCAGAUCUAUAGGAAAUGGGAUUCACCGUACUACAAGCACGGCAAUGCGGUCCUGCUGGCCAUCUGUGUGCUGUCGCUGGCCUCGAUCUUGGUGCAGCGGCAGGUCUUGAUAUACUUGAACAGGAAGAAGGAGAGGCAGUGGCAGACGAUGAGCGCUGAGGAGAUGGCUGCGUACCAGAGCAACACGGAGGCGAGGGAGAGUGAAGGGAACAAAAGGCUGGACUUCCGUUUCGUGUAUUGA